Messenger RNA from Carica papaya (papaya), 1044 nucleotides. The record is from RefSeq and is a predicted model, not a curated record. NCBI's taxonomy places the organism in Eukaryota, Viridiplantae, Streptophyta, Magnoliopsida, Brassicales, Caricaceae.
AUGAAUGACUUGUUCUUCCCUGAACUAUAUGACCUGAGGCUUGAAAAUCUUCCCCAACUUACUGGAUUUUGUGCUAGAAGUUUAACUGACUUUCCAUCCUUGAGAUGGUUGGUGAUAAAGAAAUGUCCUGAUUUGAAGUCAUUUAUCUCCAACACUGCAAGGGAUCAGAGAAUAUUGGCAGCAGAAUCUCAAAGAGAAGCAAUACCUCUCUUUGAUGACAAGGUCAAGCUACCCAACUUAGAGAGAUUGCUAAUUGAGGAGAUGGAUAACUUGGAAAAACUAUGGAACAGCCAACUCGCCCCAGAUGCUUUCUCCAAACUAGAUUACUUUGCAGUAUGGAACUGCAAAAAACUAUUAACGGUCUUCCCGUCCAAUAUGAUAAACAGGCUCCAGAGAUUAGACCGGAUGCGGGUAAAUUGUUGCCACUCAUUAAAAUCAAUAUUUGAACCUCUAGGGCCUGAGCUUCCGGAAUCUAGAUCAGCAAUCCCCAAGUUUGUAUUUCCUCAAGUAACUGUCUUGGAGAUUUGGGACAUACCAGAACUCAGAAGUAUAUACCCCGGAAUGCAUACUACAGAAUGGCCAUUGCUGAAAAGAAUGCACUUACAUGGAUGUGACAAAGUGAGUGUAUUUGCUUCAGGAGCUCCUUGGUUCCUGCAAACACAAAGAGACGAGCAAACAGAGAUUUCAAUUCAACACCCUCUCUUCCUGGUUGAUGAGGAGACUUUUCCUAACCUGGAGGAGUUGAAGUUGGAAAGAAUUGAUGCUAUGACAGAGAUAUGGCACGGAAAAUUUUCAGCAUUACUACCAAAUCUUGAAAAGCUUAAUAUGAGUGAAGCCCCCUUUGAGUACAUAUUUCAAUCUAGAGAGGGUGCUAAGGAGGAAAUACGUGCCAGGAGACUGACUAAGUUAAGUGAAUUAAAGUUGUCGAAACUCCCUGAGUUAAAGCAUCUACUUAAGGAGGAACACGAACCUGGCCUUGUUCUUCCUGGCUUAAGGCCUGAACAAAUAGUGUCGAUAAUAUUCAAGAAUCUAACUGUUCUGGAG